GUGCAAUCCGCAAUUAACCCUUAGCCUACAUGGACACGGCUACACAACCACUUUGACAGCACUACGUACAACUCAUCAAUGCACGUAUAACAAUUAUUUUUUCAAUGGGUCAAAACGAAGAAAGAAAAAUCACAAUUUAACACAUUUUCUCGCCAUUUUCUCAGCUACAUAUUCUCACCAGUCCAUUGUUGCCAGGUUCCUCGAAUCUCUCCGCUCUCACCCAUCUGACGAAAUCUCCGUCCUUUGAAUUGCCCCAAAUCAAGGGAGACAAAUCUUUGUCAGCUCGAGAGAAAGCGAGAGCAGGGGACCUUGGUUUUUGAGCUCCCUACAGCAAUGGCGUUCAUGUCCUUUCUCGGUAGACUGCUCUUCGUCUCUGUGUUUGUUCUCUCUGCUUAUCAAGAGUUCAAUGAAUUUGGAGCCGAUGGUGGGCCAGCAGCAAAGAAUUUGAGGCCUAAAUUCAGUGUCUUCGCCAAACAUGUUACAACGCAGACUGGACUGCAAGUGCCUCAUGUUGAUAUGAAAAAUUUGAUUUUGGGCGCCAUUGCCGUGAAAGCCCUUGGAAGCCUCCUGUUUGUCUUUGGCAGCUCUCUUGGAGCUUCAAUAUUGCUUCUGCAUCAAGCAAUCUCGGUACCCAUCUUAUAUGAUUUCUAUAAUCACGAUGCUGACAAGAAAGAGUUUGCUCAGCUUUUUGUCAAAUUCACACAGAAUUUGGCGUUGCUUGGGGGCCUGCUGUUCUUUAUCGGCAUGAAGAAUUCAAUGCCUAGGAGGUCGCCUAAGAAGAAGUCUGCUAAAGCCAAAACAAAUUAAACUAAGUGGGUAUUUGAUAAUGAGUUGUGGAUGGUUUCUUACAGUUUUACCCGAUAACUAUUUUGUAGAAUUUUAUACCUAGCUGCUGCGGUAAUGCAUGAUUUUUCUUUAUUGAUCUAUCAUGACUUCAUUUUCCCACUAUGUUAGCUUGGGCAAUGGUUGUCAAAACUCCAGCUACAACUUGGAUAUUUAUUAAGAAAUAUUGAGAAUCGCAUUGCUUGUUUUGUGGUUUGUUCUCGACUCCUUUUUUUUCAAUCGUGCAAAUGCUAUUUCCGGUUUGAUUGCGAUGUACUAGUUUGAUCUCAUUGAUUCUAUUCCUGGGAAUUUACUUGGUCAUGAUUGCACGAUGGGAAGUUAUUUUGAUUUUUUGUAAUGUCCAAUUAUUUUUUAGUGAUCGCGUGCCCAUUCCAUAAUUUUUUACUCGAG
Molecule: messenger RNA, 1233 nt
Organism: Striga asiatica
Lineage: Eukaryota; Viridiplantae; Streptophyta; Magnoliopsida; Lamiales; Orobanchaceae
Source: the annotation of a GenBank genome assembly